AUGGAGGCAAAUUUGGUACAACCAUUGAUUGCAUCAAUAGUUUCAGCUGCAAUAGCCAUCAGAUCGUAUAGAAAGAAGUCCCUUGACCUGUCUGGCGCUUUUGCUGGUUUUUCUGUCAUGGCUAUUCAUAUUGCUGUCAAUUACAGAUUUGGUGCUAUUCUACUUGUCUUCUUUUUCACAUCCUCGAUGUUCACAAAAUUUGGAGAGGACAAAAAGCAAAAAGUCGAUGCAGAUUUCAAAGAGGGUGGCCAACGCAAUUGGAUACAAGUUUUCUUCAAUAGUGGGAUUGCCACACUCUUGGUCUUAAUUGCUUGGAAAUCGGUCGGCACUCGCGACUAUUGUCUGAAUUCGAAGGAAUCGGGUGUCAUGACGUGUUUAAUCGGCGGAAUUAUCGGUCACUAUUGUUGCUGCAAUGGAGACACAUGGUCUUCAGAGCUUGGGGUUCUUAGUGACGAGCAACCACGCUUGAUCACAACCUUAAAGCCCGUUCGGAAGGGUACAAAUGGUGGCGUGACAAAGGCGGGACUUUUAGCGGCUACAGCUGGCGGCAGCGUGAUCGGGCUCACAUUUGUUGUCUUAGGAUUGCUCACUACUAACUGCACUUCUUAUGUAGCUUUGAAACAGCUGUUAGUGAUACCGAUUUCGGCUCUUGCUGGACUGUGUGGAAGUGUCAUUGAUUCUUUACUUGGUGCCACUCUCCAAUACAGCGGUAUAUGUACCGUUCGAAAUAAGGUUGUUGGAAAACCAGGGCCAACCGUGAAGAAAAUAUCGGGUAUUAAUGUGCUCGGUAACAACGCGGUAAAUCUCGUCUCCAUUAUGCUGACAACCGUGCUGACUUCCAUUGCUUGCUUGUACAUUUUCUGA
Messenger RNA from Striga hermonthica, 864 nucleotides. Lineage: Eukaryota; Viridiplantae; Streptophyta; Magnoliopsida; Lamiales; Orobanchaceae. The record is from the annotation of a GenBank genome assembly.